Messenger RNA from Nanorana parkeri, 2271 nucleotides. It is a transcript of the gene GDPD5, whose product is annotated as glycerophosphodiester phosphodiesterase domain containing 5. Gene Ontology annotation, cellular component: plasma membrane. NCBI's taxonomy places the organism in Eukaryota, Metazoa, Chordata, Amphibia, Anura, Dicroglossidae. Gene Ontology annotation, biological process: positive regulation of neuron differentiation; lipid metabolic process. Gene Ontology annotation, molecular function: glycerophosphodiester phosphodiesterase activity. The coding region runs from base 1 to 1887 and encodes 628 amino acids. The record is from RefSeq and is a predicted model, not a curated record. The transcript has 18 exons.
AUGAACAAAUGUUGCACAAGAAAGCUGUACAAGCAAUCCACAUAUGGAUGGAGAUCCAUCACCGCACAGCAGCCCACACUGGACCCGAGGCUGAGGUGUGACUUGGGUCUUGACUUAAUGACCGAGGACAAAUGCCCCGUUCUCAUAUUCGCUCCAGUAACCAUAUGUGCUGUGGAUGUGUUUUUAGAAGUGCAACUGUGGGAACUGCUGUGGUUUGCGAUCCUCACCUUCACCUUCUUCCUCACCCUCACCUGGUUUUAUUUCUGGUGGGAAGUUCACAAUGACUACAAUGAGUUCAACUGGUUUUUAUACAAUAGAACAGGACACUGGGAUGACUGGUCCAUUCCAAUCCUUGUCACUACUGCUGCGGGAUUCACUUAUAUUACAGCACUCUUGAUACUAGCACUAUGCCACAUUGCUGUAGGACAGCAAAUGAACAUACACUGGCUUCACAAGGCUUGCCUUGCUUCUGUUCUGAUCGCUACAGUCGUAGCCAUGGCAUCCAUAGAACAAUUGUGGGAAGAAGAAUGGGACGUCCUAAUAAUUUCCUUCCAGGCGACGGCUCCAUUUUUGCACAUUGGGGCCCUGGUUGGCAUUACUAUGCUGGCGUGGAUCAUCGCCGGUCAAUUUGCACGGUCAGAAAAGGCCGUUUUCCAGAUUUGUCUCAUCCUGGCAUAUUUGGCUGUAGUCAUUGCACUGUACCUCGUCCCCCUCACCAUCUACUCCCCCUGUAUCAUGGAUCGGAAGGAUCUGGGACCAAAACCCUGGAUCAUUGGCCAUCGAGGUGCACCAAUGCUUGCACCAGAAAACACAAUAAUGUCUUUUAAAAAGGCGCUAGAACACGAAACGUACGGCCUGGAGGCAGAUGUCAUGGUAAGCCAUGACGGGAUUCCAUUUCUCAUGCAUGAUGGCACCCUCCGAAGAACCACGAACAUCGAACGAGUCUUUCCAGAGUUAGCCUCAGAACCAUCAUCCAUGCUCAACUGGACCAUCCUAGAGAAACUGAAUGCCGGGGAUUGGUUUCUGAAGACCGACCCAUUCUGGACAGUCAGCUCCCUUUCAUCCAUAGACGCCACUAAGGCUGGGAACCAGUCCGUCUGCAAGUUGACCGAACUCUUGGAGUUGGUGAAGAAAAGUAACACGUCCAUUCUAUUGAAAGUCCACCCUGUCCCUUCUGACCAUCCUCACUAUGGAGAUUAUAUUAACAUCACGGUCAACACCGUCCUACAGUCUGGGAUUCAACAGCAGCAGGUUGUCUGGCUCUCUGACCAUGAAAGAACUUUAGUCAGACAGCUGGCUCCAGGAUUCAAGCAGGCCUCCAGUAUGAAGAGAGACCCCCAGUAUUUGAAGGACAGAGACAUCAGCUUCGUAAACCUGAGGUAUACUGAGGUCGACCAUGAAGACAUCAGGGAAUACCAGUCACAGAACCUGACACUAAACACCUACGUCAUCAAUGAACCUUGGUUGUUCUCGGUGCUGUGGUGUGCUGGGGUCCCGUCCAUCACCUCAGAUGCUUCACAUAUUCUUAGUAAGGUGCCUUUCCCCAUCUGGAUAUUGACUCCAGAUGAAUAUUCUCUCAUUUGGAUCACGUCAGACUUGAUCUCAUUCACUGUAAUUAUAGGAAUUUUUGUAUUACAGAAUUAUCACACAAUCAGGUGGAGACUGGGCAGUAUUCGAACGUACAAUCCUGAACAAAUCAUGCUGAGUGCUGCCGUGCGCAGGUCAAGCCGAGACGUCAGGAUAAUGAAGGAGAAACUAAUUUUUUCAGAAAUCAACAACAGCAUGGACACAGCUGAUGAGCUCUCCUUGUGUUCAGAGAAUCGCUACGACGGUUAUGCCAAUGACGCCAUCACUCCAACCACAGAUCCGAAAACCAGCGCCAGCUAGGAGCGGGAGAUGACCGAACCCAAAAAACGCUCUGCGAGUUUUGUUUUUUUCUGGCACGGCUCUGGAACUUCCACUGACGCCUACUUUUUCCAAGACAGGGAACAUUUCUGGGACUACUACUAUGCCAGGAUAUUUUGUUUAUUUUUUGCAAUUUCUUUAUUUUUUUUUUCUGUCGUUGUUGUAUAAACUUUGGACUGUGAGGUUGUAUAUAUGUAGAAAAUAUUUUUUUUUUCCCUUUUGUGUAUUUUUGUGAGUAAAACACAAGCGAGUCUUUGUGUACGUUGUUGACUGAGCCGCAAGAAUGUUGAACGUGCAGUCUGGUGUAGACUUAGGUUUUUCUAAUUAUCUGUAGUCUUCUCUGCUGCUCCUUAACGUUACACUUCC